CCAUCCACAAUGAAGUUCCUUGCCUCUCUUGCCCUGUUGGCGUCUACUGUGGCUGCUGGCCCGGUGCUGUACCCCCGCCAGUCCAGCAACUCCACCCAAUCUUUCUACCUCAAGACCUCGGGCGCUACCAAUGACGACCACAACAACCUCUAUGUCUAUGCCUACCACACCGGUGCGGGAUUUAACGAUGCCGUGCUCACCUCGGACGUCGGAACGGCCAGCCCGGCCUUCCUGAACGGCACCCACACCCAGUUCGACCUGGGCACUUCUUUCCCCUGGGGAUUCAAGAUGGGCGUCCAGAACAACUAUGCAGCAUGGGAGUCCGUUCAGAUCAAUGUUGGAUACGGCGAUGAUGACUUCUCCAUUGGUUCUACCGGUCUGGAGUGGUCGGCACAGGAUGGCUUUGGAGGCUGGCUAGUGUGCGACUGGUACCACAACGCACCCCAGCUCUUCUACAUCUACCGCUAUGAGGAGCCCACUAUUCCGUCCUCCUGCAGCACUGUCGACCUGACGCCCGAAUACACUUCCUAAAGACACGACGUCUAGACCUCGCCACAGUGCCUUAACAGGGGCUCUAUGACGAGUGUGGCGUGACUGAUGAAUCAUGAGACCGAAGGAUCUGGGAGGAUAUGCGCCUCUCCCAGCCUGAAAGAGAAUGCUCACUGUAACAAUACGCCUGUUAAACGAUCGACCCUUACUAAUGUUAAUAUACUUAAUGAUGAGUGAGAAUGAGUUUUGAUGAUUGGGGAGGAAGGUGAUCUAUCUAUACGCGAAGCGUGGCAUGUUGCAUAGUCAGGAAUAUCUGGUUUAGAUAAUCUCACGUAAAUAUAUGCAUUUAUACUAUCUAUUAUCUCUAUUCUCUAUGAUUGAC
Aspergillus costaricaensis CBS 115574 is the source of this 871-nucleotide messenger RNA. RefSeq lists its product as uncharacterized. The coding region runs from base 10 to 531 and encodes 173 amino acids. Lineage: Eukaryota; Fungi; Ascomycota; Eurotiomycetes; Eurotiales; Aspergillaceae. The transcript is spliced from 3 exons. The record is from RefSeq and is a predicted model, not a curated record.